This is a messenger RNA of Esox lucius (northern pike), 1745 nucleotides long. Its product is annotated as matrix metalloproteinase-19. Gene Ontology annotation, biological process: collagen catabolic process; proteolysis; extracellular matrix organization. The record is from RefSeq and is a predicted model, not a curated record. The transcript is spliced from 9 exons. Gene Ontology annotation, molecular function: metalloendopeptidase activity; zinc ion binding. Bases 229 to 1650 code for a protein of 473 amino acids. Lineage: Eukaryota; Metazoa; Chordata; Actinopteri; Esociformes; Esocidae. Gene Ontology annotation, cellular component: extracellular matrix.
UACAGUGGUAUAAAAUCUGUAUGUGGAGCCAUAAACCACAGAGAUUCACAGAACAUUAUAAGAGAGGGACAGAACAAAUUAAAAUUUUUUAGGAUUCUGUGGGGAUAAACUUUCUCUCAAUUUAAUUUACAUUUUUAAUUGGACAGUUCUUAACUUGAUGUUUUUCACAAUGUGUAUAACCGAGAAAUAAGACAGAAAAACUACACUUUCAUACUUAAAUAUCUUAAAAUGGAUUAUAAGAUGGAGUACAUGCUGUUUCUUGUCUUUCUGACAACCGUGCCAUCUGCUGCCAUAAUGAACAGGAAGGAUCUCAUGGAAGCCUUGGUCUACUUAAGGACCUAUGGCUACCUGCACCGACCACUGGACAGCGGCAUGAAUCACGUUCAUCAAGCUGAAGAAAUCACAGAGGCACUGAAAAUAUUUCAGAAGGCAACUAACUUAACCGUGUCAGGAACGCUCAAUGAGGCAACAAUGUCAAUGAUGAAACAACCUCGAUGUGGUAUUCAGGACUCCUUCAGUGACAAAUCCCUCAAAUAUCGAGUCUUAGGUUCUAUUUGGCGUAAGAAGAGACUGACCUAUCGCAUAUAUAGCUACACCACAGAUUUGGGCCUGGCAAAAACACGUGCAGCACUUCAGUCUGCGUUUAGGUACUGGAGUGAGGUGUCACCCCUGACAUUCCAGGAGGUUCUGUUUCCAGGAAGAGCAGACAUCAAGAUCUCAUUUCAUAAGAAGGACAGAUCUUGUCCAGUGCCAUUUGACGGGCCAGGUGGAGUGUUAGCCCAUGCCGACAACCCAGAGUCAGGCAUUGUACAUUUUGACGAAGACGAGCUGUGGACUGAGGGGAAGUCCUCUGGCCCUAAUCUGAGGAUUGUAGCAGCCCAUGAGAUUGGCCAUGCCCUUGGCCUGGGUCACUCCCAGUACAGCAAUGCUCUGAUGGGACCUGUGUACUCUGGUUAUCGUGCCGAUUUCAAACUACAUCCAGAUGACAUCCGUGGAAUCCAAGCUUUGUAUGGAAAGCCAACCAAUCGUCCCACAGUGUCCAGACAUCCUAAUGACCCCACCCUAGAGGCAGGUCCCCCAGAUCCUUGCAAGGGCACCAUGGAUGCAAUCAUGUUAGGUCCUUUAAGCAAGACAUAUGUCUUCAGCGGAAAGUAUGUGUGGACAUUGUCUGACAGCGAUGGCUACGACACACCCAUCCUGAUAUCUGUGCUAUGGAAGGAUCUUCCUGGGAGCCUCAACGCAGCUGUUCACUCUCAGAAAACCAACAAGUCCUACUUCCUGAAAGGAGACAAAGUGUGGAGAUAUACAAGAUUCAAACUCGACAUUGGUUAUCCUAGAAGAUUGGCAGGCAUUCCUUCUAAUGUUGAUUCAGCCUUGUACUUCCAAAGGAACAGCGGGGUGAUAUUCUUCAAGGGUUCUCAAUACUGGCAGUGGGAUGAAGCUGGGCCAGUGGAUGGCAGGACAUACCCCAAACCAAUCUCACAUCUUUUCUCUGGGGUACCAUACAACCUGGAGGCUGCCCUCAGUUGGACAAAUGGACAUAUAUAUGUUUUCAAAGGUAACCAGUACUGGCGCAUCAAGAAUAACAAAGUUGUUGAUAAGGGCUACCCUCUCAAAACUAGUGAAAAAUGGAUGCAAUGUGAUGAAUAGGCCUUUAGAGGUUAGUGGUGUCUCGCUUGUGCAGGGAUAUCCAGCGUCCCAGAAGAUCUCUGUAAUGACAAAUCAAUUGAAAGAUUUAUUUUCAG